Messenger RNA from Puccinia triticina, 1647 nucleotides. RefSeq lists its product as uncharacterized. Bases 1 to 1647 code for a protein of 548 amino acids. Lineage: Eukaryota; Fungi; Basidiomycota; Pucciniomycetes; Pucciniales; Pucciniaceae. The transcript has 9 exons. The record is from RefSeq and is a predicted model, not a curated record.
AUGAGUGCGCUCCUCAAAAAACCAACCCCUACCAUCAAAAAGGGCUCGGGAUCGGCGGAGCAUGCCGACCAGUCUGAGCACAAGGAAGUUGAUAUCCUCUUCGACCGAUUCCUCGAAUACAAGUCUAUCACCAAAGGGCUUAUCUCUUACUACGAGAACCUUGCCAGAUUAGAGACUCACACGGCAAGCGAGCUGGUCAACAUUGGAGGCCAUUUACCAGUCCCUCUACGCGAAGGUAACCAGUUCCUUCCCGAAGGUGGCUGGCAAUCUAUCCUCUAUGAUACUCGUGAACAGACCCGAGCAAUGGCCGACUACCAUAAUACCUUUGCUCACUCGAUCACCCACACCGUCCUCCACACUCUCAACCACGUCAAGAAUGACAUCAAACUCUUCAUCGCUGAUUUGGAAACUGAACCCAGAGCGCUAGCUUCCGAGGUCGGUCAACAUCGUGUUGAAUCUACUCGACUGCUCACCCAACUUGCUCAAGGCAUAGCCCACUCCAAGAGCAACCCCCAUGCGUUGACCGCCAAAGAUGACCCAGUCCUCAUUCACCGCCAAGUUGAAUCACAGUUGAAAGAUCAACUUAACUUUGAGAAUUCACUCACCCGCAUGAUCAUCGAAUACCAAAAGAAAGCCUUCGAGCUUGAGAAGCGUGUCAACACUGACAUCCAGACCGCAGUGAAAGACUUUGAAGCGGCUCGAAUUCAAGCCCAGGAGGCAACUAACAAGCACUGGCGAUCGAUCCACGAUGGUAUCACUCAGCUUGACCCUGAGAUCGAGUGGAAUGAAUAUGCCCAGAGAAGCGGCCACUUGAUUCCCGAAUCGAUCGCCAUGCGUGACGCCGCCAAAAUCUCCUUCCCCGGGCAGAAUGACGACACUACCAAGCCGGUCAAGGCGGGAUUCCUUGAACGCAAAAAGCGAUACACCAAAAAUUACAAAGAAGGAUUCUACGUUCUUACCCCAUCCGGCUAUCUCCACGAGCACAAGUCUUCUGAUCCCGCGAAACACGGAGAGCCAGAAAUUUCUAUCUUUAUGCCCAACUGUUCCAUCGGUGCUCCUGCGCCAGCAGGCUCUAAGACGUUCAAGUGGCACGUCGAGGGCAGAAAGAGUUCGAGCGGCGGGCCUCACACAGGUAGUCUCAGUAAGAUGAAAAGGACCUUACGCAUUGGUCGUAAAGAUGUUGCAUUUAGCUUCAAAGCCCGCACCCAUGCAGAGAUGACUCAAUGGUGGGAAUUCCUCCAGCACCCUGCCAAGGCCUCCUUUACCCAAGCAACGGUCCGGUCCAGCUUGGCGCCUGGUACAGCCGUCUCAGCUGUCAGCGACAUCGGCUUAGAUAAGAGUUCGCCUCAAACCGAAGCCCCGGCCACGGUGACCCGCCGAGUUGCUGAGUCUAGUGACGGGGAAAGUGGCGGGUCGUCUGAAGAGGAGGACACCGCUCACAGCGUGCAUGACGAGCUCUCCACCGCGCCCACUACGCCUUCCGGCUUACAUCACGACCACCCACCUUUGUCCCCUGGCGCCGCUUCCGACGGCCUGCCUGUUUACAAGGGCGGCGAUCACACUGAAGCUGCUCUCGCUAACCUCAAAGAGAAACCCGAGAUACAUCCCGUCCAAGACGUCCCCCAGCAGGCCGUCUCCACCAGUUAA